AUGGAUUUGUCACGCGAGCAAAAGUCGUACCUUAGCUUAAAGGUGAUGCGCAAACAGAAUACGCUUACCAACAAGAAUUUCACAACCGGAGUUAAGGAUGCAUCGGUCAAUCAAUCAAAAACUUACAUGAAAGACAUAUCGGAAGGCGAGCUGAUAUCGAAUUCGACUUCUUUGGCCGCCAAGGACUCCUCCGAUAACAUCUACUUGGGCGCAACGUUUGACAGCUAUAUAAUAGUCACCAACGAAUCAACUCAAUAUGCACGCGAAGUAAGCAUAAAGGUUGAAUUGCAAACCACAUCUCAGCGUUUAAUAUUAUGGGACACGUCUGUGAAUGACCCAAUUCCAAUAAUAAUAGAACCGGGAAAAUCGCGUGAACAUGUUAUAAAACAUGAAAUUAAAGAGCUAGGUGUGCACAACAUGGUUUGCUCCUUGCAGUAUACGACGGACGAAGGAGAGAAGAGAUCAUUUCGGAAGUACUAUAGGUUCCAGGUGCUGAAUCCUUUUGCCGUGAAAACCAAGGUAAACAACAUGGGAGAUGGUACCGUUUUUCUGGAGGUUCAAAUACAAAAUGUCGCCGAGAGGUUUAUGUAUCUGGAGAAAAUGAAUUUCGAACCUAUCGAGGUUUUCGAUUACAAAGAUUUGAAUUAUGUAGUGAAUGACGCUGGAAUUGUCGAAGCUAGGGAAGGCGAAGGUGAGAAAGAGAAGGUGGAGGGUGGAAGUAGUAUCGUUGACGGCGAAGACGACGAGUUUGGAGACUUUAUGAGCGGGGGGAGUGACAAAAAUAGGAAUUUAUUAUCGUUAACAAACAAUCUCGGAAGCGGGAAAGAUGGGAGUAAUCUUGUCAAGGAUAAUCAGAUAGAUCAAACUUUGCAAGAGCCGCCAACUGAAAAAAAACUCGCAAAUGUUCCAUUGGAACAAGAGAGCGUGUUUGGAAAUAAUAGCUUUUUAAAUCCACAAGACAUUCGACAAUACUUGUACAUGUUAACACCGAAACCUCAAAUAAACGAUCGUCUCGGUCGCACGGUCAAUGCUCUUGGAAAGUUGGACAUCGUGUGGCGAUCACACCUUGGGGAAACUGGGCGAUUGCAAACAUCCCAAUUGACACGUAAACCACCGUCACUCGACGAAAUCGAGUUUUCAGUGAAAUCGAUUCCUCCGCUGAUUCAACUCGAGGUUCCAUUUAAAUUGGGAUGUCGUGUAAGGAAUCGUACAACGACAACGUUAAGAGUAGUGAUGACGGCAAUUAAAAAUAGGAUGGGAUCGGUAUUAUUAAGUGGAUCGAGUUCCAAGAUUCUGGGAGAAUUGGUACCCGAUGGCACGAUAGACUUUGACCUUGAAUUUUUCCCAUUGAGUCCCGGAUUACAGAGGGUUGGGGGACUGAAGGUUACCGAUUUGACAUCCGGGUACACGAAAGAGAUUGAUCAUCUCACAGAUGUUUUUGUGGUUUUUUCGUGA
Molecule: messenger RNA, 1455 nt
Organism: Acaulospora colombiana
Lineage: Eukaryota; Fungi; Glomeromycota; Glomeromycetes; Diversisporales; Acaulosporaceae
Source: the annotation of a GenBank genome assembly